CGAUCGUGGAGCCUUGACGAGCGAACCGUCGUCGAAGCGCCAGUGUUUAUUCGUCUCUUCUCUCGACGUGACAACCGGGACUCCCGUGUGUCUCGGUCGACGGCGUGUGUUCGAAGGGAGAGAAGAAGAAGAAGAAGAAGAAGAAGAGACGAGAAGGAGAAGCAGCGCAACCGGGUACGACCUUGCCCUCGAGCCCUCGACCAGCUGCCGUAGAGCGAGAGCAUCGUCACGAAGGUGCAGUUAAGAAAUAAUCAACGAAAAUGAGUUGCAUAUCGCAGUGCGCCAAGUACUUUCUCUGUUUCUUCAACUUCAUUUUCUUCAUCGCCGGAGGAGCGGCACUGACCGUCGGCAUUUGGCUUUUCGCCGACAGGAGCUCCUUCACCAACCUCAUCGGGAAACUCGAUCAAUCCGACUUUCUGAACAAAACGGACGCCGAUGUCAUCAAGAUGAUCGCCUACAUUCUUAUCAUCGCUGGUGCUCUUACAUUCAUUAUCAGUUUCCUCGGGUAUUGCGGCGCUAUGUUCGAGUCCAGGUGUCUCCUCUGUGUCUACGGCAUUCUAAUUUUGGUGGUCUUAAUCCUGGAGUGUGUGGUAGUCGGCCUCGCUUUUGGACUUAAAGGAGACGUUGAGAAAGGUACGCAGGAUUUCUUGAAGUCAACCCUCGCCAAGUAUUAUGCGACCACGGGCGAUAAAACUGAUACGGUGACAGUCGCGUGGGAUGGUAUCAUGAGUAAGCUUCAUUGUUGCGGCGUGGAAAAUUUUCGGGACUUCGGUGAGAAUAGGAACUGGACUGCAACUGGAAAAAUGGUCCCCGAUGCUUGCUGUAUAAAAGAAAAUGACGUUCUGAAAGAUCCCACGUGUCCCAUCAGCCCCACUGUAUCUAACUCGUACUAUCAAAUGGGUUGCUACAAGGCCAUGAUGACCGCUAUCGAGGAGAACGCGGCGAUAGUGAUCGGUGUGGCCGCUACCCUGGUCUUCGUCGAGGUUCUGGUCAUUAUCCUGGCGCUGUAUCUAGCCUGCUGCUACUGGCGUCCACAACAUGUUUAUCGAUGCGUAGAACCUUCUGGCAAGGAGUAACUUCGAGAGCAGAAUGUGCUAAGCUUUCUGCCAGCAGUUCUUUUGAACGCAGUUCUUUUUUCUUUAAGGAUACUUCGCGAUUACCUCGACUGUGUUUAUACGUGUAUGCUUAAUAUACGUAUAUAACACGUACAAUGUACCUAUAUAUGUAUACAUGCAUAUGUAUAUAAACACACACACAUAUAUAUGUAUAUGCAUAUAUGUAUGUAUAUGCUUUCGUGUACUUUUCACCGCAAUGGCGACGCAAGUUGAAUCCGAUGGCAUCGUACCGCAUCGUGCGCUUUAGUCUCAGAACUAUAACGUAACGAGAAUCGAAGGGUUGCGUAUCAAAAGCGAUUUAACGUUACAACCGAUCGAUGAAGCAGUCGCUGAUCACGAUGACUGAUCGCACAAUCGCUUUCGGUCUACUCGAGCCCUUCGGAUCGCUCGCACGAAUUAACGUAGGAAUUUCAACGAAAAUCGCGUUGAGCGGAAGCCGCAAAGGCGCAGGAUCUCCUUCAUGACUAUUGUCAACUUCGAGAGCUUCAGAGUUGCAUGUGCCAAAUUACGACACGCACAAUUGCGGAAUCAGUUGCGUGUCGAUUGUCAAGCGCUUUACAUCGGCGCUAAAGUGUCAAUGUAUCAAACGCAUUCGCUUUCACUGAGAUUAUUAACGUGGAAUGCACGUUGUAUAAUCGACACCGCGAGCAAAUCGUUCAACAUUUUGACGCAUGUAGAAAAUCUUUUCUUCUCUAGCCGUUCUGGAAAAAAAACAAUCUAAUGUUUAUUUUUUAUCAAUGUAGAUUAAUCUCAUUAAUUUAAUUUGUUUUUUUAUUUUCAAAAUGUUAGUUAUUGAAAUGAGAUUAUAUAAUAUAUAUAUAUAUAUAUAUAGCGUCAUGACUUGCUUACAUGAAGAAAUCUUGUACAGUACCAUCGAAAAAGUAUUCUCGUUAUUCAAUAAUCAUUUUCUCGAGUUGAAAGGAAAAAAUGAUUGUUACGUAGAAUAUAUUAAUUUUAAUCAGAGAUACUCUAAUGCUACUAGCAUGUAAAAAUUAGAAACGGAAUCACAGAAGAAGUAAGUUAAUCUACAUUGGUAGAAAUGGAUAUGAAUGAAAGAAACUUUUCUUUUUCGCGACUUGGACACCAUGCAGAUGAAAAUAUUUAGAGGUUCUUUUUAUAGCUCGCGUUCAUUGUUAACACGACGCUCGUUUCUAUCCGCUCAACGCUCGCUUGAACGAUCUGUGCCAACACUUGUAUUUCAAUAUUUCGUCACCGCCUUGCAACGUGGUAACUCAAAAUGCUUUUGAAUUCGGGCGAAAUGACCAAUAAUGUACAUAUCGUACCGAAGUACUCCCAACAACUUUGACGACCAAUUCUCACUCGAAGAACGUGAAAUGAGAGAUAGCUAAAAUUUGAUUUGCGAUAAAAAUGUUGUAAUAUUUUUUUAAAUCUCGGUUACGAUCACCCAUCGGGCAGCUUGCUUUCCCAGAAUUCUUGAACAUUCGUUCGAUCGCACAGUUAUUUUCAAUAUUUUACAUUCCGUCUUGUCAAUACGAACAAAAACUGUCGCACGAUUUUCCAUAGCUUCAUAAACAACCGAGGUCGAUCGGUAGUGAAAGUGUUGUUGAGUGCAGCACAAUUUCACGUUCGGGUCCUCGACGGUGAGGUGAAUGCCUCGUCGCGAAGAAAUUACGGGUGUUACAUACGCGCGUAUUCAUCUGAAUUGAUCACAAUCCAUCCUAUUAAAGUAGAACCUUUUCUCAAUUGGAAGGCAUUGACAAAUGGACGUUCUUUUAGCUUGUGUAGACGUAUCGUCGAGACAGGCCUGGUGAGGUGCUGAAGUAAGGAUGAUUUUGAUGGGGUUUGCUUUCAAGUAAGACGGAGGUGAGGCUAUCAGUUGACAGCCGAUCCCUUCCUUGCUGCCGCUUCGCGCUGCAGCGUCUAGAUCUAUUAUCAUCUAUUCUAUUCUACAAGCGUUCUUUAAAUUCUAUUCAGGCAUGGUAGCUUUGCUCUCCACCCUUGCAUGGCCAUGCUGUUGUAUAUUAUUUGACAGAGGCAGAGAGCCGGAUGUACGGAGACUGAGAGUGAGAGAGAAAGAGAGAGCGCGAGAGAGAGAGAGAGAGAGAGAGAGAGAGGCCCGAUUGCAUCGUCACGUUGACGCAACCUGUAACAGGUGCAAAACGAUUAGUGUUGGUUGACUUUGAACAGAGGUGAUUCUAUACGGAAUGGGGUAUCAUGGAGCAGGGACGAUAUCUUGUGAUAAUGAAAAUUAUAAGUGUGCAUUAAUACGAUCAUUAAUCAGAAAGUUAUUUUUAUUAUUUCAAUAUCUAUAUAUCUAUAUACAUAUAUAUAAAGCGUCUCCUGCCAAGCGCCACUCCCUCUGAAUCAUGAUCAAUUUUCAGUCGACUUUUCCUUAACGGAGAAAAACCAAAAUGUAUCAUAAUUUUGCAACCUUUGAAAUAAUCAUUAUAUUUUUAUAACUAAAGCCUAAAAUUUUAUUGUAAUAUAGUGUCUAUUUGAAAUUGAUUCAAGAAUAUAAUUUUGUUAUCUAUUUUUAAAACGCUUUUCAUUCUUGAUCUCGACAUAUUUGCAAAGGAAAAAUCAGCUUAGAAUUAGCAAGAAAAAAAAUGUAAUUUAAGGAAGUGCGUUCAGCGAGAGACACUUUGCGUUAACGAUGAUAAAUUAUUAAAUGCAUAAAGUGAUAAAGUGAUAAAAAGAAAUAAAGUAUGCAAAUGGGAAAAAAAUGUAAAGUAGCGUAAUACGUUAGGCAUUUAAAUAUGUGCAAUUGUUGUUUCAUGAUUACAAUUAAUCUAAAUGACGUUAAUUAUUAUAAUUAGACAUUUUUCGAAUUCUGCAUAAAAAGAUGCUAUUUAUCAAUUGUUUAUGAAUUAAUCACGAAACAAUAGCUAUGAUUACUAAAAUAGACGAAAAUUUAGAAAAUUGAGUCACUAAUCAAAGCGUUCCAUCCGUAAAUAAUGCAUUUUCGUGUUCAAUUCAACUAAUACGAGUUGAAUACAUAAAACAUUGGAUAUAUAUAUGGGCGCGUAAAGAUCUUUCUUCUUUAGCGCGCGCUGUUAAAUUUUUUGAGAAGAAUCAGAACGAUAAACUAUCAAACGUGUUUUGUUGAAGCCAAACGAGUAUGCAAUUGGGCCUGUAAGUUUCAUUUGAGCUUCAGCGUGACUUCAUUUUGUUUCACGGUGUUAACUCAUAUCGAACAGCUGUCGGCACGAGUUAUUAAACACACGUGGCGAAAUUCUACUCGGAAUUGUGGUACGCAAGUAACACAAACAUUUAACUGUUUCCUUUCACCUUUCUCAUUAGUUUAUAGUAGCUUAGUCAGCAAUCUAUUGUCUCAAUGUUGCAAACGCUAUACGGUACCUAACAGAUACAUCGCAAAGAUCGCAGGAUGAGGUAUCUCAUUCACGUUUACAUAUGUAAAGAAUACAAAAAAAAAAAAAUUGCAUUAUUGUAAAUGGGACGACGUACAAUUUCGAGAAGAAGUCCAUAUACCUUCAUAAGAAAUCGAUAAUAUGUAUGUUAGUGUACUUUCAAUGUUUAACACACACUGCUGUAUACGCCAAGUUCUGUACGUAUGCGCACCGAACACACGCGGAGGGCCAAAGCCAAAAACCAGGCAACAACAACAACAAAAAAAUAUUUGAAGACUGAGAAAAUUGAGAAACUAAAUUGUACGCACAUUGCAACGAUCUGAUGCGGACCUUACGAAUCGAAGAUAUCAUUUCCUUAGCGGGAUGCGUGUAUAUAUUUAGAUAGAGUAUAUUUUUGUAGAGUUUCUGCGAUAUCUCGGCGCGACAUCGUACAAGUGAAACGCGAAAGAAACUUCCGAUUCUUUGUUCAUUUCGAGAAGAUCGCAUGUAAACAAGGAUGAUGGUAUUGCAUUUUCGACAAUACGAUCGCGCGCAUGCAGAACGCACGAACGCACGUGCCAGGUGUAUCGACCAGGAAUGCCAAAAAGAAAGGAAAAAAAAAGAUGCACAAAUGAUCUUACGCGUUUUCUUCCGUACCUGAACUUUUCUAGAUUUAACGUUAGACGAUGCCCCAUACGGCACGGGAGCUUUUCGGUCACAUCGAAGCAAGCUGCAAUAGAAUGCAAAGUAGAUGUUCCAACAUUGAUGCAGAAAUGCAUCGAUGUUGCAGCAACAUAUAAGUAAUAUACAAUAUAAAUUAGCUUGCGCAGACGCAGCACAGAACAUUCCAGCAAUGUUGCUGAAAUGCGUUAUAUAGUAUUGUAUUCCGUGCUGUAUGGGUAUUGCGUGUUAGGGGUAUUGCAAUCUUUCCGCAAAGUUUCCGCGAACCUUCUGUGCUGCAUGGGUACAAUAUACCUGUAUGCGAAUCUCUUGUUUGGAGGAUCUACGCCGUUAAUUGUAAUCUUGUAAUCGCGGGCCGCGUGCUGCACUGUGUGUGCGACUAUCGACUCGACGAGUCUGAUUUCGUUCGUCGUUCUUUCUCCGUGCCAGCGUGCGCGUACGUACAUACACACGAGUAAUCGACGGUAAUCUUAAUGCGGACGGUAGUCUUACGAUGCUAUUUUACAUCGCUACUAAUUGUUCAUGCCGCACAUUCUAGACAUUUUCGUUUCCAGUGUUAACUUGUUGGUGCUGCUGUUGACGAGGCAUUAAGAGCAUGGAACUGUUGAGUAGUGCCUCCUAGCACGUUGAGCCCUUAGUGCUCCUGUGCCUUGCUUGCUUGAAACUCUAGCUGCUAGCCAAGCCUAGGCUAGUUGAGAAGUCGGCCGACAGAAAACCAAUUCUUUGACGCUUGAGUUGACGAAACGUUUCGGGAAA
Molecule: messenger RNA, 5860 nt
Organism: Solenopsis invicta (red fire ant)
Lineage: Eukaryota; Metazoa; Arthropoda; Insecta; Hymenoptera; Formicidae
Gene: Tsp66E
Product: tetraspanin-1
Exons: 9
Coding region: 261-1076 (271 amino acids)
Cellular component (GO): membrane
Source: RefSeq, a predicted model, not a curated record